Glycine soja is the source of this 717-nucleotide messenger RNA. RefSeq lists its product as uncharacterized. Gene Ontology annotation, molecular function: protein dimerization activity. Lineage: Eukaryota; Viridiplantae; Streptophyta; Magnoliopsida; Fabales; Fabaceae. The transcript has 5 exons. The record is from RefSeq and is a predicted model, not a curated record. The coding region runs from base 1 to 717 and encodes 238 amino acids.
AUGGUGACAUCUAGGGAUUGGAUAAGCCCAACUUAUGCCAAAGACUCCAAGGCUAAAAAAUUUGUGGAGCAAAUCUUGGACUCUGGUUUUUGGAAAUGGUGUGUUGAUAUUGUGAAGCUUACGGAGCCAUUCAAUGCUGAAGAAUUUGAAAAGCAUAAGAACACAGAAUCUGGCAUUUUGGAACUCAUUGAUAGGUACACACAUGGAGAUCUUGAGUUGCAAGAUAAAUUAAAUGAAGGCAUGAGGAUAUAUAAAGAUUUUGAAGGAGAUUUUGCUAUACAAGCUGCAAUAUGUAAACAGAACAAAGUCGUGCUAGAUCAAUGGUGGGAUUGUUAUGGAUGUAGUGCUCCACAAUUGCAAAAAUUGGCUAUUCGUGUUUUAAGCCAAACUUGUAGUGCUUCGGGUUGUGAUAGAAAUUGGAGUAUAUUUGAACAGAUCCAUUCAAAAAGGAGGAAUAGGUUAGAACAUCAAAAGCUUAAUGACCUUGUUUAUGUGUUGGAGGAGUCACCAUCAUUCUUAACUCGUGAAGAGGUGGAGACUUUACGUAAUGAUCUUGCAAACAUGUUCAUUCAAUCAACUCCAUAUGAUAUUGAUAAAUUAAAUCUGGAUGAAUAUGAGGAUGAUGAUGUGUCACAACCACCAAACAACACCAUGGAAGAUGUUAAUCCAAAUGAAAGUAAUAUCGGUGAAAAAUUUCAAUCUUUUGAUGAAGAAUGA